This is a messenger RNA of Gadus morhua (Atlantic cod), 1946 nucleotides long. RefSeq lists its product as uncharacterized. The record is from RefSeq and is a predicted model, not a curated record. Bases 1 to 696 code for a protein of 231 amino acids. Lineage: Eukaryota; Metazoa; Chordata; Actinopteri; Gadiformes; Gadidae. The transcript has 5 exons.
AUGGCCGAGGAGAAUAAAAACAAACCACGAGACCGGGACGUGACGGUGCAGUCGGCCUACGCGGACGAGGGGAUGGGCCGGCCCUGCAUGCUGGCGACCUGUUGGGCACAGGAAGCGUCCGGGUGCCCAACCGUACCUGCGAGGGUUAUGAACAAAGAGACACGGGCCAUGUUGGACACCGGCAGCGUGGUCACCCUCCUCCGCCCCGACCUGGCGGAGGGAAGGGAAGGGUCACCCAUGGAGGUGACAUGUGUACACAGGGACACCCGAACCUACGGGACCUGCCACGUAGUCAUCCGGACACCGCAGGGGGUGUUCACGGCUAGGGCGGGGAUCGUACCACACCUCCCGGUGCCACUCCUGAUCGGGAGGGAUUGUCCGAUAGCCCACCAGAAGCAGAUCGUGCCUCACCGGGAGGCCCACCAGAAGCAGAUCAUGCCUCACAGGGAGGCCCACCAGAAGCAGAUCAUGCCUCACAGGGAGGCCCACCAGAAGCAGAUCGUGCCUCACCGGGAGGCCCACAAGAAGCAGAUCAGCAGCCUGUGGGACGAGAAGCUAAAGGCGGUGGACAAGGAGAGGAACCGCGAGCUGCAGGAUCUAACGGGCAAACAGGACCGCCGCGAGCAGACCAACGCUGAUGCCUUGUCCCGACGCGAUACCUGCCUGGGCGGGUUCCCCUACUACCGGGGGGCCUAAUCAAGCGGUGGAGUGUGGCGUCCCGCCCCUUAAACCUCGGUCCGGACGGACCCGAGGUUUCAUCCUGGACGGCAAAUACUACCGUCAUCCACCAGCCGGCGACGGGAGAGCACCCGUGGAACCCCAAUCGGCGAGAUGGGAGACACCUGGCUGGACAGCCAGGAAGACACUCUAAAAGGAGCACGAGGACUGACAUUUGGGAGGAACGGGAGCGAGGGAGAAGGAAGCGCUCGGGUCCGCGAGCGACUAGAGGCUCACGGAGGCCCUAGAGACCGCAAGCAUAUUAUUUGUCUAAGAUGUAUGCAAUAAAUGCCGAGUGCGGCUUAACCCUCGCUUAACGUGUGAUUCCUACCUGGAACCCGGCACAUUGGGGGAGCGGGUUACCACACCGUGUUAAAAGGAAGUUCACAGUGUGUUAAUGUGUUUAAAGUGAGGGGUGUGAAUCUGAGGUUUUAGCUCAUGCUUUUUUUUUUUUUUUUUUGCUUUGUUCUACAGGACGCCUUCUUCUGUUUUGGCAUUAUGUAGAGUGAGUAAAGUGUGUGUGGUGGCUUUAUAUCAAAGAUCUUUGCAAGGAAAUGCCUGUGUUAACGUUGACUUGAGAAACCUGCUUUCUGCUUUGGUUUGAGAUGAGCAAUUAAAAAUAUAUAAUUCCCUGUUGUUUACCUGUUUACCACUUCCACAUUUUAACACAAUGAACAUAGGCCUGCUCCUCACCAUUUUGCAUUUUGUUAUAAUUUGGUCAUGAAAUUGAACAGUUACUAAGAAAAUAUGGUCAACAAAAAUGUACGUUACUAAUUGGAUUGAGAUCAGAGGCAAAGCAUUUCACAUGUAGGCUACUUCUAAUGCUAUUAAGUGCUAGCAAAGGAAAACCAUCGUAUUUUUCUAUCACUGUCAUUAACAAAUAGGAAAUGUUAUAUCAGUAAUGAGGAAGUUAGAGAACACUCGCUAUAAGAAGCCUUGCUCUCCACAGUGAGCAGUAGUUUGAGACACACGACACACAGACAGACAGACACAGGGAUAGAUAGAUAUGGGUCGUUCAACGUCACAUGAAGCAAGCACAAGCAGACCAAUCACAACCACAAUGAAAGCCAGCACCAGCACAGCAGCAAGGACCUCAACAUCAACACCAACCACACACACUCUGAAAGGUGGACCUAUAGACCCAGUGUUAGCAGCAGGGGUAGCGCUGGGUACAGCGGUCCUGUUGAUCGUGGGCCUGGUUCUCCUCAUUCACUGGCAUAGAAGGAGAG